Messenger RNA from Iphiclides podalirius (scarce swallowtail), 1098 nucleotides. NCBI's taxonomy places the organism in Eukaryota, Metazoa, Arthropoda, Insecta, Lepidoptera, Papilionidae. The record is from the annotation of a GenBank genome assembly.
AUGAUGUGGCCGUCUUCGCAAGCGAGCAAGGUCCUGACCCUCCUGCUGCUGCUCACGAUAGUCUACUGCGUCUGCAUGGACACGCUCCUGUUCCUCAGGAUACGGCACUACCGCCUGGACACAUUCGACGCGUCAGACAACCACACGCAGACCACCACGCUGAGGUACGCGUUGCCCGACUACGAGGGAGUCGCAUGGAUACCGUGCAGCGUCAACCCGCUGUGCCAUCCGACGGUCAAAGCGCUGAUGGUGGACCACGUGAACCAUUACAUAUACGGGCCGCUGUGUGCCGUUGUGGACAUCGUUGCGGGCAUCUCGGAGAGCGUCCCGCUUAUAACGCCGAAUAUCAUCUCCUUCUCCCACGUGCUGGUCGCGUGCGUCGGCGCGAAACUGCUCACCUGCAAGAGUCUGGCGGCGCGUCGCUUCGGCGUGGUGCUGUUCCAGCUGAGGAUGUUCCUCGACGACCUUGACGGGCACGUGGCUAGAGCGAGAAAGCACAUAAAGGGCGAGAGGUCCGAGGUCGGCACGCUGGGCUACUGGGUGGACGGCGCGUGCGACCUCCUCGGCGUGGUCGCGAUGAUGACGGGCAUACUGCUCUACCUCGGGGGGAACCCCCCGCGGCGCGGCUACCGGGGCACCCCCGUCAGCACGCUGCCCUACCACCAGCUGAAGGAGAUAAACACGUGCGAGGAUAUAGAGAAGGAGACGCACGGCGCGGAGGUCGGGAUAUCGUACAAGACGAAGGUCACCUUCCAGAGGAUCGUGCAAGUGCUCGGCCUGUUCUCCGGCCAGAUGGUGCUGUCCUCGAUAGCCUGGAACCGCUACAUCGACGUGUACCAGGAGCUGCUCGAGAACUGCACGGAGUACCCGACCCUGAGACGCGAGACGAUGUUCAGGUCGGGCGUUUUCUUCCUCGCCACCGCCCUCUGGAGGGUGGUGAACCCCCACAGCUACCUCCACCUGCUCUCGCUGUCGGUCUUCUGCGACAAGACGUGGGGCUUCCUCAAAGCGGUCCACUACAGCGGCUACGUCGGUCUGAUCGUUGCCGUCAUCGUGUCGGAGUAUUUUGUGGGCAGUGUAAGGUCGUUUGUGAUGAGC